Cimex lectularius (bed bug) is the source of this 1742-nucleotide messenger RNA. Its product is annotated as chondroitin sulfate synthase 1-like. Lineage: Eukaryota; Metazoa; Arthropoda; Insecta; Hemiptera; Cimicidae. The coding region runs from base 20 to 1657 and encodes 545 amino acids. Gene Ontology annotation, cellular component: Golgi cisterna membrane. The record is from RefSeq and is a predicted model, not a curated record. Gene Ontology annotation, molecular function: glucuronosyl-N-acetylgalactosaminyl-proteoglycan 4-beta-N-acetylgalactosaminyltransferase activity. The transcript has 6 exons.
ACAUUUUUUUCUGUUUCAGAUGCAGACAAUAAUGUACCACAAUUCCAGCGGUAGCGAGGCUUACAGCGGAAACCUGAAACGAAAGGAAAUCCACAGGGCCAUUUCUCUGCAUCCAGUGAAAAAGUACAAAAACCUCUAUAGAAUUGAUAACUACAUGACGCAAUUGUUGAUACAGGAUAGAAAGUUCGACAUUGUUAAAAUCGAACGAGAAAUAUUACGAACUGAAAGUCUGAUUAGGCAGACGAAUUUCCCUCGGAAGAUUUUCAACCAAUCUGAAUUAGAAAAAUCGCAAAUUCUGGGGCAACCUCCAGGACUUAGUAAAUCAGUGAUACGGAGUGAAGCCGAAAUUAUUCAUUGGGAGUUUAUUCAGAGAUCUCAGUUUUCUGCUUUAAGUGCCAACCCAAGAAGAAAAAUCGAUGCUUCUCUCAAGGAAGGAUUAGACGAUGUCAUUCGAGAAGUGAUGGAGAUAAUAAAUAUGUAUUCAAAAGAACGUGGAAGGGUGAUAGACUUCAAAGAAUUAUUGUACGGCUAUCACAGGAUGAACCCUGUUUUCGGUUCUGACUACAUUCUCGACAUGCUUCUCGUAUUUAAAAAAUACAGGGGCCGAAAGAUGACUGUUCCGGUCCGCAGGCACGCUUACUUGCAACAGCAAUUCACCGGUGAUGCAGAAAUGGCUUUUCGCGAAGUCUACGAAGGAGAAGAAGUCCCGCCGGGUCAGGAGCGAGAAGGCACGAAGAGAAACCCAUCCGGAAUCAAAGAAACUUUCGAAAUGGGAUUGAUGAAAAUCAGCGAGAACCUGCCUUCGAUCAUUUUCCCCUCGGCCGAAGGGGAUUCGAAAAGGAUCAACGACAAAUUAAUCAAUUUCAUACUGCCCCUUUCCGGCCGUUUUGAAGUGUUUAGAAGGUUCAUUUCAAAUUUCGAAGACGUCUGUCUUAAAAAUAACGAAAACGUUGCACUGAUCGUCGUCUUGUUUCCGAGCGAUAAAGAAAACACAGUUCAAAACGUAUUAGACUCUAUUAAAUCUCUUCAAAAUAAAUAUUCCUACGCUAGAAUAGUUGCCGUACCGGUGUUUGACAAUUUUUCGAGAGCUAACGCUCUUUCAAUCGGUGCUUCGCAAGUCAGCGAGCCGAGGGACUUGUUGUUUUUUAUCGAUGUCGACAUAGUGUUUAAGAGUGAGUGUUUGAGGAGAAUUCGGACUAACACGGUCAGAGGAAAAUCGGUCUAUUUUCCCAUCGUUUAUAGCGAAUACGAUCCUGAAAUUGUUUACAACAAGAAAAUUUCACCGAGCCAUUUCAAUUUUACGGAUGUCACUGGAUACUGGAGGCAAUAUGGUUUCGGAAUUGGAAGUGUUUACAAAUCAGACCUCUUAAAGGUUGGCGGUUUCAACACGGACAUCAAAGGCUGGGGUAAAGAGGAUGUCGACCUGUUUGACAAAUUCAUCGCCACGGCUGCUAACACGACCAUUUUCCGUUCCGUGGAUCUCGGGAUGGUCCACGUUUUCCACGUCGUCGACUGCGACCUCACCCUGGAGGCCCAGCAGCUCAAAAUGUGCAAAGCGACACGGGCGGACACUUACGGCAGUGUAAAACAACUUUCAGAAUAUUACAACAACAACAGGCUGAAAAUCGACACGAUUUUCCAUCUGACGGCCAGCUAAUGGCGUAUAAUUUCAUUUAGACUGGGCUGUUGAAUUUUUGAAAAAAAAAAUGUCUGUACAGUCAACGUGCCAAAAUUAAAAUUAA